AGUUGGUUAUCACCCGGAGAGAACCUUUCUUCUCGCAAUGUCCACGGUUGACAAGCUAUCGAUGUCUCUCGACGACAUCGUCAAGUCGUCGAGUCACCCACGUACACCUUCAACUGGCCAGCGACGUGGUGGUGGGAAGGGAAGGAGUAGCGGUCGCAGCUACAGGUCUCAGCCUUAUGAAGUGGCAAAGCCUCCACCAGAGAGCGCCGAGUCGGCUGAGAAAUUCGCUCGUGCGAUGGGCGUCCGACCUGGUAAGGGUUCCUUUAAUACGAGAAGGUCCUUUGGCGGCAAGGGGAAGGGGUACUCUAGGGAGAGCUCAGGAAGCUGUACUAUAAAAAUUACUAACAUACCCGAGGACCUCACUUGGAGGGACGUGAAGCAGUCUUUCGGAGCCGUGGGACCAGUAGAGUUCUGCAACGUCGAGGAGAGCCGGAGGGGCGGCAAUCAGGCCAUCAUAACGUUCAGAGAUGCUCGUGAUGCCCAAACAGCCAUUGAUAACUACGAUGGUGGUGAGAUGAAUGGUCGUAAUAUUAGAGCAUUCUUUGUAUGAGUGAAGAAGUAUCCUAUUGGUCUACGGAUCUGUUGCUGAUGACGAUCAUCCCUUCGAGUCCCACUGGUUGAGCGUCAUCUAGGAUA
Molecule: messenger RNA, 636 nt
Organism: Perkinsus marinus ATCC 50983
Lineage: Eukaryota; Perkinsozoa; Perkinsida; Perkinsidae
Exons: 3
Coding region: 38-550 (170 amino acids)
Cellular component (GO): cytoplasm; nucleus
Molecular function (GO): mRNA binding
Source: RefSeq, a predicted model, not a curated record